This is a messenger RNA of Diutina rugosa, 2655 nucleotides long. It is a transcript of the gene ASG1, whose product is annotated as Asg1p. The transcript has a single exon. Gene Ontology annotation, biological process: positive regulation of transcription by RNA polymerase II; DNA-templated transcription. Lineage: Eukaryota; Fungi; Ascomycota; Pichiomycetes; Serinales; Debaryomycetaceae. The record is from RefSeq and is a predicted model, not a curated record. Gene Ontology annotation, cellular component: nucleus. Gene Ontology annotation, molecular function: sequence-specific DNA binding; zinc ion binding; DNA-binding transcription factor activity, RNA polymerase II-specific. The coding region runs from base 1 to 2655 and encodes 884 amino acids.
AUGGCUGACAAGCAGGAAACUAAACGCCGCCGGGUCACUCGGGCGUGCGACAACUGUCGACAGAAGAAGGUCAAGUGCGACGGGAAACAGCCGUGUAUCCAUUGCACCGUCUAUUCCUACAAAUGCACCUACGACCAGCCCAACAUCCGCAACAAGCGUAAUCUGGGGAUACCCCAACUGCUGCCCAACGCGGGCGUGAUCGGGUCGGCAGCGCUAGGCUCGGUCCAUAAACCCGUCCCCAAAGCCCUGCCGUCAAACAACUUGAUCCUCGCCCAAAACAUCUUGAACUUGUUGUUGCCCAAACUCAAACUUAAUUGCCUCGAUGACGUCCAUCCAAUGAAAUUCGACUUUGACAAAUUCCAAAAAGUCGUCCAGUAUUUGGAGCAGCGCAAAGGCCUGGUCAACAUGCUGGAGGUCAUGGACUUGUACCUAGAUGGUAACCCGGCCCCUUCGAUCACGUCGGCGACCGCGUCGCCGGUGUCGCUGAGUCGUCGCCUACUGAAUUCCCUGGAGGAACAAAUGAACUACCCCCGCGAGAUCCGCCUCAUAUUACCCCCGAAGGAAACCGCCCUCCAACUAAUAUAUACCACGUGGGAAAAGGCGUGCGUGUUGUUUCGUUUUUACCACCGCCCGUCCCUCUUGGACGCCGUCGACGCCAUCUACCUGAUGGACCCGUCCCAGUACGGCGACAAGCAACAAAAGUUCUUGCCCUUCUUGUACUCGAUCUUGGCGUGCGGGUCGCUUUUCAGUAAGCUGGCAGAACUGCUGCUGGCAGACAAUGAGGGCUACGAAGACGAUGGGUUUCGCUACUUCUUGGAGGCGCGUAAGUUGAUUGAUAUCUCUAACGUCGGCGACAUCUCGUCGAUCCAAACGAUUGUCAUGAUGAUCAUGUACCUCCAGUGCAGUGCCAGAUUAUCGACUUGCUACUCAUAUAUCGGUAUCGCCCUCCGGCUGGCCCUAAAAGAGGGAUUGCACCGAAACUUGUCCAUAUUCCAGAAUGGCCAUCGCAAGCUCGACCCCAUCGAGAUCGACACCCGCAAAAGGUUGUUUUAUACCAUCUACAAGAUGGACAUAUAUAUCAACUCGUUAUUGGGCCUCCCCCGAUCGAUCAAUGAGGAUGAAUUCGACCAAGACUUCCCCGCUGAACUUGACGACGAAAACAUCACUCGGUCAGAGUAUCUUUAUGAGAACCAACAGGGACGAUUAUCCUCUUCGGGAUGCGCCAAUCACCACACUAAAUUGAUGUUGGUUUUGAGUCAUAUCAUCCGCAAGCUUUAUCCUAUUAAGGUGAAGAAAACCAAGCAAGAACUGGAUAAUGCUCCCCCGACUCCUGAUCACAUUCACACUAAGGUCACCGAGUUGGAAAUGGAACUCAAAACUUGGUUGGAUAAUUUACCUAAAGAACUCCGCCCGACUGAUCCUAACGACCCCACCAGUGACAAGGAUAUCCCGCCAAAGUUUUUGUUGGCCAACUAUUACCUUCAAUUGUCAUUUCUCAACUGUCAAAUCAUGUUAUACCGACCAUUCAUUCACUUCGUCAGCAACCAAAACCCGGCCCUCUUAUCUAGCCACGAUCCGAGAUCGCUCAUACGGGGCCGUAAUUGCAUCAAGGUUGCUCGUAUGGUGGUGAAGUUGGCCAAUAAGAUGAUUGACCAGAAAUUAUUGGUGGGGACGUACUGGUUCCUGAUGUACACUAUUUUCUUCUCGAUUGCUUGUCUCAUCUAUUACUACCAUUUCGCAAAUACUCUGUCCGACUCGCCUGACGCCGCUCACGGCGGUAACUACGCCGGCGUGUUAUUUGAUGACGACUUGGACAUUGACCAGAUCAAAAGAGACAUUGAGAUCGGUAAAAAAGUGUUGGACUGCCUCAAAAACAACUCCAAUGCUAGUUUGCGGAUCUACAAUAUCUUGAACACGUUGUUUGAGCAGUUGAACCGCCGGACCGCCAGCACCACGCGUGCCCACGGCACCAAUGGCUUCAACUUCAAGAAAGCCACUAUUGAACUGGCCUCUGAUCGUCUUGAUCGCCCGACGAUUGAAGCCCCUAAACCGCAAAGUGCAACUGCGGCCAGUACGGCCUUGGCCCAAUCGCAACUGCAGCCCGUGAAUCUGACCAACGGUAGUAAUUACCUGGCGUACUCACUUCAAGAUAGCCAGAGUGAGGAUCCGUUGGGGCAAGCGUUCUCCUACAUUAAAUCUGUCAACAAGCAACCGGAGACGGAUGAUGAUUUCCUGAACUCCUACGUCCCGGGGGUUUUCGACAAGUUGGAUGCGCAGAUCUUCGGUAAGAUUUUGCCUCCUUAUAUGCUUGAGAAGAACUACCAGAUCCAGCGGGCUCUGCUGCAACGGAACACCCCCACCGACACUAGAGCCAACUCUCCUGCGCCCCAGGGCCAGUUUAAUGCUCAGGCUGGUCAAGACGGUGCCACUCGCCAAGCCACCAACGACGCGCCUGCUUCUAGUGGUGAACGGUUCGGCCUGAUAUCAAACCUUAGUGUCGAUUUAAACGAAUUGCCCAACGUAAAGAUGGAAGACCUUGACUUCAUGUCAUUUGGCGACGCUAAUCUUGACUACUUGGACCCGUUCAACCCCAUGCCCAACUCAAAAGGGGACUCGUACCCCAACCUCGAGUUUAAUGCCGAUCAAAAUAACUGA